Messenger RNA from Austrofundulus limnaeus, 3221 nucleotides. RefSeq names its product polymerase (RNA) III (DNA directed) polypeptide E (gene polr3e). Bases 396 to 2444 code for a protein of 682 amino acids. Lineage: Eukaryota; Metazoa; Chordata; Actinopteri; Cyprinodontiformes; Rivulidae. The record is from RefSeq and is a predicted model, not a curated record. Gene Ontology annotation, cellular component: RNA polymerase III complex; nucleus. The transcript has 21 exons. Gene Ontology annotation, biological process: tRNA transcription by RNA polymerase III.
GGGGGCGUGGGUUCGAAUCCCACCGCUGYCACAUGUUCUUUUUCAAUUCAUUCACAAUUUCUUUGGUCUCCUUAUUAUCGCCAACGUGGAAACUAUAACACAUUACUCCCGAGAUGUGAUUAAUAAAAUGUGAAAAACUUGCGUGUUUCAUAUACUGCUACAGACACGAGCUCCUCCCCACGUGCCUCUGUGUGGAGCUGACUCAACAUCAUACCUUCACCCCAGCAGCAUUGAGUUAACUUCUGUUGGUUCUUCAACGAUCGUCCUGGACGUCUCACGCACGCAUGAAACUGUUUAAACCGGGCGGUGAAAAGUGCAGGUUUGGUUGGAUCCCUGACAUCAUCAGCUCCUCUCUCUUGUGACAUCUUUCAGCUUCUGGCUGUGAUUUCAUCAUUAUGGCCAGCAGUGAAGAAGACGACCCCAUUAUAGAUGAGAUCGAUGUGUACCUCGCCAAAAGCCUUGCAGAUAAACUUUAUCUUCUCCAGUAUCCAGUGCGACCGGCCACUAUGACCUAUGAUGAUGUCAAUCAUCUGUCAGCUAAGAUCAAACCCAAACAGCAGAAGCUGGAGCUGGAAAUGGCCAUCAACACCAAAAGUCCAAAUUACUGUCGCAGUAAAGGAGAGCAAAUAGCUCUAAAUGUGGACGGCAUGUCCUACGAUGAAACCAACACUUACUCAUCAAAAAUGAUGGACAAACAGACGUUUUCCUCCAUCCAGGCCACGACCAACACCUCCAAAUAUGCAGCUGCUUUGUUUCGCAAAGGUGAGCUUCAUAUCACCCCGCUGACGGGAAUCCUGCAGAUGAGACCUAGUUUCUCUUAUUUGGACAAAGCUGACAACAAAACCAGAGAGCGGGAGGCGGCUAAUGAAGGUGGAGACUCCUCCCAGGAGGAAACUGAAGAGGAAGCGAAGGCGAUCACGGUGAGGUUUGCCCGUCCCGAAUCGGAGCAGGCCCGGCAGAGGAGAAUCCAGUCUUACGAGUUUCUGCAGAAGAAGCAGGCGGAGGAGCCCUGGAUCCACCUGCAGCACCACCGGGCGAAGGACGGGCGCUCGGAGCAYGAAAAGCAGUACUUGUUCUGUCAGUCUGUAGACGCUUCGCAGAACUCUGAACUGGUCAAAACUCCAAAGGAGUACUUGACGAUGCUGAUGCCCCCUCUCACGGAGGAGAAAGUCGUGAAACCAGUCGGCCCCAGUAAUGUGCUCUCCAUGGCUCAGCUCCGCACCCUGCCGCUUGGCGAUCAAGUCAAGACGCUGAUGAAGAACGUCAAGGUGAUGCCGUUUGCCAACCUGAUGGGGCUGCUCGCCUCUGGUAUCGACCAGACCGCGGUGCUGCGCUGCAUCCAGCAGGUGGCGCUGCUGGUUCAGGGAAACUGGGUUGUAAAAAGUGAUGUUCUGUAUCCUAAAAACACCUGCAGCGCUCACAGUGGUGUCUCUGCUGAAGUGCUCUGUCGUGGCAGAGACUUUGUGAUGUGGAGAUUCACUCAGGAGCGCUCCGUGAUGAGAAAAGAAAUUGCAUCCAUCAUCAAACUUCCUCCUGAGGAUGUGAAGGAGUUCCUCGAACACGUAGCAGCUCCUCGGGUCAACCGUGGCUGGGAGUUUCUGCUGCCCACUGAUCUGGACUUCAUCAAGAAGCAUCCAGAUAUCRCCCACAGGCAGCAGAUGUUGUGGCUUGGUAUCCAAAGCAAGUUGGAAAAGGUUUUUAAUUUCUCCAAAGAAGAUUUUGUGCCAAAGAAUGACCCGCAGCCAGAGCCCGUCCACGUCAGCGGGGAGCAGCGUCUGAGGAUGGCUCAGGAGCGAGCGCAAGAAAAGCAGACGUCGCUGCAGCGGGACCUGGAUGUCAGACGUGCAGGGAGCAGUGUUUCAACCAACCGGCAGCCCGUCAGGGAGGACGAGCCGAUGGACACCUCCAUCCCCAACGGUUCUGUKAACGGUUACAGCAGCUCCGCCUCUCCGGGUUUUGAUCUCUCCAACGGGGGGAGCCCCUCCAGCAUGUUGUCCCCGGAGCUGCAGGACUUCGUGACAAAGACUUUCCGGAAGCAUUUUGUGCUGACGCUGAACGAGCUGAAGCGGCUGUUUAACCUUCACCUAGCUUCCAUGCCGGCGGGACAGAGCGCCCUUCGCUCCGUCUCGGACCACGUGCUGCAGGAYGCCGUGCUGCUCUGCCAGUGCAAACAGAUAAUGGUGCCUUUUCCAGCUCAGACUAAAGCAGCUCCUGAYGAGCAGAAGGUUUUCGGCUUGUGGGAGAAGGGAGACGGCUUCGACCAGCACCGUCGGCUGCUCUACGAGUUGUUCACAAAGAACUACCGGGCCAGGAGGGCCGCGAUUCAAUCCAAACUGGCUCAGGAGCUCRGAGAACCAACCAAAGCCGAGCUCGACCGGCUGCUUCACGAGUGCUGCGUCAGCUAUGCGGGGAUGUGGUACCUUAAGGGAACGCUACCGUCCUGACCCUGACAGCAACCCCMCCCCCCACCCCAGCCCCCCCCACUGACAGAUAAUUAAAUUUUCUCCCUGGUGUCGGAUGGGAGGGCAGAAGAGCCAGUCACAGCAGCCGGUUCCGGUCUGCGAACCGAUGGAGGACAGAGACGUGGGACUCUGCUGCUGCUCGUCAGAGGCUUUGCUGACUUCAGAGGAAACGUUUCUGACUCAAAACUGUAAAUCUGUGAGAAAACAGACACUCUCUCAAAACKGAGGAGUCUGCAGAUAAACUGAAUAUUUAAAAAAAGAAAAGAAAGUAAAAUAUAUGUACAUUUACCAUGACUUAUUUUAUGUUCAUGGUGUUUGUGUUUUUUUUAUUGACAGGUUGGGUUUGAAAGCAGAAUGCUUUCAUGUUCCUCCUAUAGUUUUUUGCGAAGCAAACCUAAAGGCCUUAUGAGGAAAAUCMAUUUAAUAUCAAUUUUAAGAUGAUUUCUUUGUUUGUGUGACACAWUUUUGGUUCAGAAUAUUUGAUGCAGACAUAAAAAUGGAUUAAAGCUUCAAGAAGGAUCCAUCUCAGAUUUGUAAUGUUUUUUUGGGACUCGUGGACCUGCAGAAAACUGCUUAUUUUUCUGCUUUUCUGUGUUUAUCUUUAAAACGUUUACUUAUUCAUCAGUUUUGACAAGUGGAUUAAAAGGUUGAUAUUGAAGGUGUUUUCUUAUUUGAAGCUGAAUGUAGGUUUUCUAUUGGAGUGACUGAAUUUUGAACAGAACCAAUAAAGAAGCAAUUUGGGAUAAAAUGUAACUGAAA